This is a messenger RNA of Lactuca virosa, 906 nucleotides long. The record is from the annotation of a GenBank genome assembly. NCBI's taxonomy places the organism in Eukaryota, Viridiplantae, Streptophyta, Magnoliopsida, Asterales, Asteraceae.
AUGAGACCGGAGAAUCUCCUCCACCGCCCUACCCACACCCAAUACUGCACUCUCGGCUGCCCGAUCCUCGACGACUUCCUCGGCGGCGGAAUCCCCUGCAACUCAAUCACCGAACUCGUCGCCGAAAGCGGUUGCGGCAAAACCCAACUCUCUCUCCAACUCCUCUUUACCGCUCAACUUCCUCUCCACCUCAACGGCCUUUCCGCCUCCUCUCUCUAUCUUUACUCCGAGUACCCAUUUCCCAACCGCCGUUUAGACCAACUCGUUGAAUCGUUCCGGUCGUCUCAUCCGAUCUUAUUCGCCUCUUCUCGUGACCCUCGUGAUUACAUAUUCACCCGCAACUGCCAGACUGCACAAGACCUGCUCGACGUAUUGCUCUUGUUGGAGUCUCGUCUUGAGAAACCAAAGGAAACCCGGUUGGAUAUCAAAUUGAUUGUGAUUGAUUCGAUUGCUGCUUUAUUCAGAAGCGAUUUUGACAACAAUCCAACAGAUCUUAAGCGGAGGUCCUCGUUGUUCUUCAAAAUCUCCUCCAUUCUGAAGUCACACGCUAGGCGUCGUGGUAUUGCGAUUGUGGUUACAAACCAGGUGGUUGACUCAUUCGAAGAUAAUCAUGGGUCAAGUGGUGUCCGAGUUGGGAAUCUGGAGUCUUUGUAUACAUCUGGAAGACGAGUUCUUCCAGCUUUGGGAUUGUCUUGGGCUAACUGUGUUAACUCAAGACUGUUUUUGUCAAGACACGAGGUAAUAGAAGGUGUAGAAAAUGGUUUACCUGAUUCUGAUUAUAGUGGUUAUGUCAGUAGACGAAAAAGGAGGGAACUUCAUGUUGUUUUUGCCCCCCAUUUACCUCAUUCAUCUUGUGAGUUUGUUAUACGAAGGGAGGGUGUUUUUGGUGUUGAUGAAUGUCUUUAA